GUUUGACGAGCUCUUUUCCUGUGGUGUUAGAUUUGACGCUCGCUUCCUACGAGCUCAGUUUUGGUAAUGGUUUGCUAACUUUUACUCGAAUUAGCAUCAGAUUUUGCGAUUUUGUCUUGACUGUGAAUUGUUUGCAAGCUCUAUCGUGACAGAGCGGCUUUCGAGACGGGUUGGUGUGACUUUCUCUCAUCUUCCUGUCGACGAGAGUAACGCAGUGAUGAAUGUGAUGCUCCACGGAGGACAGGUGUGAUGUCUGCCUCUGCAGUCUCUGAGGAUGUGGAGGAUGAGGUGGAAUUUGUGUCUGAGGGUCCUCUCAGACCGGUGCUGGAGUGCAUAGACCUGCUGAGUGACGGAGAGGAUGAGGGUGGCAUGUCCGCCGCACACACCAUUGAGGAGCAGGUUGACCAGCAGAGGGCUCAUGCUAUGCCCACGCUGGACAGACUGGCACGGCAAGUAGCUGGGGAAAAACUGGAGAGGCUUGAAAAGUGCAAAGCUUUUAAGGAGAAAAUAAUUUCACAGCAAGCACAUGGGCGGCACGAGCUGUCAGUCAGCCAUAGUAAUAGUGGCAGUAGCAAUGCGAAGCGAUGUGUGGAUAUUUGGCUAAAAAUGCCAGGGUUACAGCCUGGCACUGUGAGCUCAGCCAGGUCACUGUGGAGGCGCAGACCAGCUCCCGCUGCAGCUCAAUGUUCUCCUCGAACCUGCCCGGUCAUCAACUGCGGCAGAGUCUAUGACAAUGUUCCUUUGCUCGAGGGUCAUCUUAAAAGGUUUGAUCAUUCACCCUGUGAUCCCACGAUUACCCUGAGAGGCAGUCCCUCUGCUUUCUGUGCCUGCGUGGCCUGUGGCCGCUGCUUUCACUCCAGACAGGCGUGGAAGGACCACGUCGAAUCUAUGGUGUCUUUCCCUGACACUGAUGGUCACAGCCGUUCCCAGAGCUAUCAGCUGAUUGUAUGCUUUGCAUGUCCUGCCUGUUACCUCCUCUUCAACAUCAAGGACGAAUGCCUUGAGCACAUGUCUGCAAAACACUUCACUCAGUCCAUCACUCUCUGGGAGAAAAAACCAAGCGUACCCAUACCAGUCCCUCGUUAUGCAAAGAACCGGUUAAUCACUCUCUGUAAGGACAUUGCCUUCACCGUCAAAUGCACAGUCUGUGCUAAGGUGCUAACCUCGCAUAUGGAGGCAAGAGCACACUUCAAUGUGCACUGCAAUAAUGGCUGCGCUAUUGUCAGUGCCGAUCAAAGCGUGGCUGACAUCAUGAGGUCGAUGGCGGUCAUGGGUCAUUGCUCCUCAUGCCCCAAACCUUUUUUUAGCUUGAGUCAGAUGGAGGAACACAAAGAGCUCCUGAAACAUGAGGUGAAGAGGGUCCUCAGCAUGGACAGGGCCCUUCUGUACUACAGCAACUACUGUGAAAUCCAACUCGCUCAGAAGGCCACGGAAUGUGGGAGCAAUUCAGACGGGCCUUCAGCUAAACGACAAAGACUGGCCAGCAUGGAUUCCCAAACUGAACCAAGAAAAUGGUCACAGCUCGCCUGGUUCUGUGAGUGCGGCCUACGCUUCAAGGAGGAGGAUCAAGCAAGAAAACACCUCCAAGCUGCCAAUCAGAUCUUUCACAAAUGUGCAGUCUGUGGCAAGAUCAUAGGCGAGUCGUCUAUAGCGCGCUUGCACAUGAGCCGGUUCCACGGUGGUGCUCAUUUGUCGAACUUCCUCUUCCACUGCAGACAGUGCAAGGUGGAAAUGCCGAGGAUGGAAGACAUCAUGGGCCAUGUUGGUGUAAGCCACAGAGGGCACAGCUACUACCAGGAAAGAGAAGACACAGCAGACGACUGCGUCUCGUCUAGUAUGUCCCCCAAACCGUCCACCAGCACCCAAACCAAAGCGGUUUCCUCUUGCAUCCCGCCUCCCAAAGCAGAGUCUUGGCUUUGUCGGAUGUGUGAAGACCUCUUCGACUCUGAGGUGGCGGUGCGGAAACACUGCGGCGAUUUGAGCAGCCACAGUUUCCAGAGGUUUGCCUGUGGCCACUGUCCGCAGAAGUUUUUCAAGGACUCCACCCUGCGGCGGCAUUGCGCCACUGAGCACGGUGGCGACAUAGUCCUGCGCUACUUCUGCGGGCUCUGCGAUAGCAUGCUGUACGACACCGAGGAAGACUUUCAGGAGCACUACAACAGUCUGCACAGCCAAGAUUACUACUGCUUGGAAGCGGCUCCGAAUAAUUCCCAAGCAUCCAUGGAAAACAUCGUUGAGAGUCCAAUAGCGAGUACAAGCCCUGGGCAACUUUGUCGUUGCAUGGGCUCUGAGAAAUCCAAGGUGGAAAGGAAACCUGUGUUCACAAAGUGCAUGAAACAGUUAGCCACCGAAAAUAAAUGCAGUUACUGCUGUCGCCAGUGCGACAAAAACAUGCCCACCUACGCCGAGAUGAAGACGCACAUCCUGCUGACACACAAGACCCAGGGCAAUGAGAAGAGUUUCGAUGUUUUGUGCACUGUUUGCUCACAGAGCCACAAAGAUAUACCCAGUUUCCAUUCACAUUACCACAAGCAUCACUGCCAGUCAGAACCUUGCGCUUCUUCCCGACCCAGCAGCACAGACAAGAAACCGUCCGCCUCCAUCAGCAUAAUAAAUGCCAAGGAGAUCUUCCCUCAGAGUAAUGUGGCAAAGUUUCAAGAUGUAAAGAAUGCCAUUACCUCAAGGAUUCUUGAUGUUAAAAAAGAGGUAACCAUUUCACAAGAUGGUGAUGAUAAAUUUGAUCAGGACAUUAAACUGGCUUUGGCUUUGAGUGCAGAGGAGGCCAGGAAAUCAGAAGAGCUGGAUUUUGAGUUUGAAGAAGCCUUGAAAAGAAGCUUGCAGGAGUUUUGAUAAGUGAAGACACAAUUUGUUGCCUAAUGGUUAGAGAGGCGGACUUGUAAUCCAUAGGUUGCGAGUUCGAGUCUCGGGCCGGCAGGAAUUGUCAGUGGGGAGAGUGUAUGUACAGCGCUUUCUCCACCCUCAAUACCACGACUUGAACAAGGCACCGAACCCCCAACUGCUCUCCGGGCGCCACAGCAUAAAUGGCUGCCCACUGCUCCGGGUGUGUGUUCACGGUGUGUGUGUGUGUGUAUUCACUGCUGUGUGUGUGCACUUUGGAUGGGUUAAAUGCAGAGCACGAAUUCUGAGUAUGGGUAACCAUACUUUGCUGUAUAUCACGUCACUUUCAAUUUGAGUGUUUUUAAUCAUGUCGUUCAUGCACUGGAGUGAUUAAACAUGUUUCUUUUCUUUCUGUGUUUUUCUUAAGUUUAAAUAAAGGAAAGUAAUUAAAGCAUAUCUUGCCGGUUACUGUCUGAGAAAUCUCAUUGUGUUCUGGCUUUUGUCUUUUCUGUGAUGUCAUCUUGGCCCUUGACCCUAGAAAUGAAUCCCACCCUCCUUUGAAAUCUCUGAGGUGAACUCCUGCAUUCAUGUCUGAAGGAGUGUAUUACCAAGGGAAGUUCCAGCCCAUGUUUGGAGAUGUUACUGAAGAGCGCUGGAAACCGCUAGAACGUGGUCGAUAAGUGCCGAGAAGUCCGAUUCAUUUAAACGAAUCGGUUCUUUUGGACGAUUCAUUUAAACGAACAGGUUCCAUUCAGUGCAUUUUCGAGUCAUCACACAAAGUUGUUCGCGUGGGUCAUGCUACGUUGCUGCAUAAAUAUUUGGUUUGAUAUUAAAUAAAUUAUUACAUUUAGUCAUAUACUACUAUAUAGUA
This is a messenger RNA of Cyprinus carpio (common carp), 3709 nucleotides long. RefSeq names its product E3 SUMO-protein ligase ZNF451-like. NCBI's taxonomy places the organism in Eukaryota, Metazoa, Chordata, Actinopteri, Cypriniformes, Cyprinidae. The record is from RefSeq and is a predicted model, not a curated record. The transcript has 13 exons. Bases 250 to 2850 code for a protein of 866 amino acids.